Molecule: messenger RNA, 1365 nt
Organism: Cyclocybe aegerita
Lineage: Eukaryota; Fungi; Basidiomycota; Agaricomycetes; Agaricales; Hemipholiotaceae
Source: the annotation of a GenBank genome assembly
UGGGACCGUCAAUCCAUGCGGAGAUGUUGGGAGUUCUUGGACAUGACAGCAGAAGUUUUUCGGCGGUCAUUAAGGAGCUGGAGGGCGACCUUGCACGUACGGUUGCUCUAUUUUAUCUCGUCCUAAGAGGACUCGACACGAUCGAAGAUGACAUGACGAUUCCUGACGAAAUCAAACAACCCAUCCUCCGCUCCUUCCACAUCCACACUGUAACACCAGGAUGGAACUACAAUGGUUGCGGUCCGGCUGAGAAAGACCGACAACUACUUGUCGAGUACGACACCGUCGUGGACGAAGUGAACUUCCUCACUCCUGCGUACAAGGACGUCAUCAUCGACAUCUGCCAAAAAAUGGAGAACGGCAUGGCCGACUACGCGCACAAGGCCGCCACGAUCGGCUCAAUUUACCUGUCCACCGUGGCCGAGUACGACCUAUACUGCCACUAUGUCGCCGGGCUCGUCGGCGAGGGCCUCUCACGGCUCUUCUCUGCGUCAGGCAAAGAGGCUGCGUGGGUCGGCUCCCAGCUCGAGCUUUCCAACUCGAUGGGCCUCCUCCUCCAGAAGACCAACAUCAUCCGUGACUACCGCGAGGACUGUGACGAGCGUCGGUUCUUCUGGCCGAAGGAGAUCUGGGGGCGCAAGGAGUACGGGUUCGCGGAGAUGAAGGAGAUGUGUGGGACGGACCCGGACACGGUGAAGAGGGCGGUGUGGGCGCAGAGCGGGAUGAUUUUGGACGCCCUUCGUCAUUCGACGGACGCGCUGGAUUAUCUGAGGAUGUUGAGGAACCAGAGUGUGUUCAACUUCUGUGCUAUCCCUGCGACGAUGGCGAUCGCAACGCUGGAGCUGUGCUUUAUGAAUAAGGAGAUGUUCCAGCGGAAUAUCAAGAUUCGGAAGGCGGAGGCUGCCAAGGUCAUCAUGCGUUCAACAAACCCCCGCGAAGUCGGCCUCAUCUUCCGUGAAUACGCCCGACGGAUCCACGCCAAAGCCCUACCCUCCGACCCGAACUUCAUCCGCCUCUCCGUCGCAUGCGGCAAGAUCGAGGCGUGGUGUGAGCACCACUACCCCUCCUUCGUCCACUUCAACCCCGAGACGCGCUCGCAGACGCUUGACACCAGCGACGCGCGCGCCAAGGUCGUCCUCGCUGACCAGGCGCUGGAGGAAACCCUCAAGAAGAGGAAACGGAUCGAGGAUCUGAGGAAUGGGGUGGUGGCUGGAGGUGCGAAUGGGCAGGGCCAGGGCGCGUAUGAGGCGAAGAGUGUGGGCACGGGAGAGCUGGUGAUGUAUGUUGGGGCGGCGUUCGUGCUCAUCAUUGCACUGAGUAUGGGGAUUGUGUGGACGGUGAUGAAGUACACGGAUGGUGCAUAAA